This is a messenger RNA of Varanus komodoensis (Komodo dragon), 3919 nucleotides long. It is a transcript of the gene SH3GLB2, whose product is annotated as SH3 domain containing GRB2 like, endophilin B2. Bases 233 to 1606 code for a protein of 457 amino acids. Gene Ontology annotation, biological process: membrane organization. The record is from RefSeq and is a predicted model, not a curated record. Gene Ontology annotation, molecular function: protein binding. The transcript is spliced from 4 exons. Lineage: Eukaryota; Metazoa; Chordata; Lepidosauria; Squamata; Varanidae. Gene Ontology annotation, cellular component: cytoplasm; membrane.
GAAAACCUCUGAAAUCCGCAGAGCGACCUUUCUCUGGCCAGGCUAAAGCUCGCCACUCGCACUUGCCCUUUGGUUGGCAGGCUAAUGUGGGUUUUGGAAGAGCCCCUCUUGGAAGGCAUACCAUCUCUAAGUAGGAGACUCCCUGACCCACAUGUAGGGGGUCACCCCCACACAGUCUCCAAGAAUCCCCCUGUAACUGUGGGAGACUUUGCAGAAACCUGAAGUUCUGAACAUGAAAACACGGAGAAAUUCUCACAGGAGCAUUCCUGGCAAUGGGUGGGCGCAGUCCCGGGGUUGGAUCCAGGUUUAUGCUGGGCCAGCUGCAUUGACAGAGGCCCAUCCAGCUCCCCUGAAAGCGCCGCACCAAGAGACAGUGACGGGGGGCUCGGGCGGAGGGAGCUUCCCUGGCAGGAGACAGCUCCUGAACCCAACCCUAAGAGUGCAAGGGAGGGGCUCCUGGUGGGGGAGGGGGCUGGGACCCGGGGCCCCCCGCCCCAGCCCGGCCCUUCUCUGGAGGUUCGGUGGGUCAGUGCAGGAGGGGGAGGCCCAGGCGCCCUCCUCAGCCUGCGGCCCUCCAGCUGCCAGACUGCUGCCGUCGAGAGUCCUCCGCAGCACAAAGGACAUGGCGAACGGGCUUCCCGCCGGGAGGAGCGCCAGCCCAGCACCACCGGCCCUUGGGCUCCAGAGAGCGGCGUGUGCCGCUGUGGGGGAGCGACUCUUCCCGAAACGUCUCCGCCAUGGCAGUGGCCUGGGCAGCGAGCGAUGCCUCCCGCACUGCCGUUUUGUGAGUGCCCGGCCGCUCCCAAGAUGGCGCCCCCGACUCGCAGCACGGGGCACGUGGCCCGCCUCCCUUGGCUCUGCCGGGCCACCUCCGUGUGCUUGGCUUGAGGGGGCCGGCGGCGGUGGGUGGACGCCCCAGCCUGGGCCGCGUCCACCGGGGGGCCUUGGGGGCCUGGCCCGGAGCCCCUCGUGGCCGCCGCCUCCCUUCCUCUCAUCACCCGCCUCGCGUCUGUCUGUCUGUUGUCUCCAUCUUCCACAGGCAGAGCACGAGCUGCGGCUGGCGCAGACGGAAUUCGACCGGCAGGCGGAAGUGACCCGCCUCCUCCUGGAGGGGAUCAGCAGCACGCACAUCAACCACCUGCGCUGCCUUCAUGAGUUCGCAGAGGCCCAGGCGGCGUAUUAUGCGCAGUGUCACCAGUACAUGCUGGACCUGCAGAAGCAGCUGGGCAGGCUUCCAGGAACAUUCGUGGGCAACGCCGAGUCCACGUCCCCACCGCCACUCACUGCUUCCCCCACGGCUGUCGCCGCCGCCACAGGCCCCGCGGUGCCGGUCAUUCCAGUGGUGCCCACCGUCGUUGGCGCGCCCGGCUCUGCCCCGGCUGUCGAGGCUCUCAGUCCCAGUGAUGUGAAGCCCACGGCCAGCGGGACGCGGAAGGCCCGAGUGCUGUACGACUACGAGGCCGCAGACAGCACUGAGCUGUCCCUGCUUUCGGAUGAGAUGAUCACUGUGUACAGCCUGCCAGGGAUGGACCCCGACUGGCUCGUAGGAGAGAGGGGCAACCAAAAAGGCAAGGUCCCCGUCACCUACUUAGAACUGCUCAGCUAAGUCUGCCUGGGAAGGAAUUCUCCAAGCAAGCCACAUCCCUUCCUGUGUCCUGGCCAUUCUCUUUUCUUCACUCCUGAAAGGCUUUUGACUCUUUCACUGACGUCCGCUUGAACAUCCGAGGUCUGUUUUUGCUCACUUAGUGUGUGGAUUAAGGCGCCGAGUUGACUGAGAAGUUGCUGGUAACUUGUUGGGUCACGCUGGUGGGGAGCUCCUCGGCCUUUCCAGCGCUUCCAAGAUGGAGCUUGUCCAUCGUCCACCCAGUCGGAGCUCUGAAAGUUGGCAGAGAGAGUGGGGAGAGAGAAGCCGUUUUGUGCUGGCUGACAGGCGCACCGACAGCCCUGCCCCGCUUGCUCUCGUGGCCACAGGUAUUUCUUCCGUUCAAGCUGCACAGACGUUCUCUUGCAUUCAGCUAUCUCUGGAUGCGUCUCUCUUUUCCUAUUGUGGUUUCCACUAGCCAUGUUGUCCCGGCUUGUUUCCUCUCAGGCCUCCUGCUGGCCAUCUUACAUGUAUUCCACUGGAGUUGAGUGCGUAAGAUGCUGCAGGGCAGGUUUAAUUCUCGAUUUAAGCCCAAUCCAGAAUUCUCACAGAGGUGUUACAAACUGAGGGCAGAUGAGACAUCAAGAACUCCAGAGGAAUAUUCAGAUGUUCCUGGAAGGCAGCAUUUCUGCUUCCUGGGUUGGGCAACGUGUGACCCUUCAAAGGUGUUGGACCACAACCUACGUCAGCCCUGGCCAGCGGUGAGGGAUGAUGGGAGCUGUAGGCCCACACCUCUGAAGAGCCACAGGUGACCACCUCGGCCAGCGGUGGAUUUGGAGGCACUUCCGGAAAACGAGGCACACUCCAGACGAACUGGGAGAGGGGGCUAGUUACGGUUUGGGGCUGGAUUUGCCAGUUCAGGUCCUGAUACCGUUUGCUUUUCUGCGUUGCUGAGUUUACAUUGCCAUCUUCCCCUACACCCACUUCCAAAGAACUGCUUUUAUCCCUCCCCCCACCACCUGCCUGCCCCCAGGUCGUUUACUAACUAGCGUUUUACAUUGGUUACAGAUCAGUUCCGUUCUGGGGGUUUUCUCUCUUCCGGGACAAUUUCAGGCUUGGAAGGGCCCCCUGCUGGACAGCUUAUCUGGCCUGCUCUGCUUUUGUACUCAGAGUAGCAGCGGAGAAACUCGGGGGGGGAGGGGUGCUGAUCAGACGGCAAGAUCCCAUCCUUGCCAAGGGCCUCUCCUUCCCCAUCACCUGGCUCAGGUGUAGAGUAAGCCAUAUUUCUUUCUCUGGAGGGAGGGGGACACCCCUUUAAGACAAGAGCUUGGUGCAAGUGAAAACCCUGAGCACCUUCCCCACGGCCUGACAUUCCAGGCGCAACGGUGUGCGACACCCUCUUUGCGUGGCUUUUGAGCCGUCCCUUGAGCCUUUGUCCUGGUUCAUCACCAGGAGGAGCCAGUCCAGUGAGCCGUCCUGCUGCCCAUGGCGGGCAUUUGCCAGCGAAUGCCUUGCUUGUGCCCCCUGCCUCGCUCCGUUGGGGACUCUCCUCAUUCCCGAGGCUCCACCGGGGCUCAGGUCAGCUCCUGCCUGACGCUGCAGCGUGGGUGGCCUGGCCCCCCGAGGCAGCAGUCAAGAGGGGGCAGAAAGCUCCUUCCCUCGUCCCUGGGGUCUCCGGCUGUAACCCCACUUCUGAGAGAGGACACUGGUGUUUCUGGCACUGGGGGAUGACGGAAUGAACCUGGAGAGGGAGCUCAAGGCAGCCGUUCCUGGCCACCUGGUUACCUGUUAAUGGAGGCCCUCUCGCUCGGAGCCCUUUGUGGCCCGGGAGGUGUUGGGGCCUGUGCUUCCCAUGAGCCCUAGCUGGCCUGGCAAAUGAUGCUGUGUGAUGGAAGCUGCUGGCAAAGAGAUCUGGAGGGCAGCAGCUGGCCCACUGCUCUCCCCGGGGGUGAAGCCAGUGUGCUGCCUGCUUCCUUUUGCGAUAGCUGACAUGACGCAAACUCCUCCUGACCAUUUCCUCUCUGACAAACGGCCUGUCAAUGCCACUGAUGUUCCUGACUGAACGCUCAUCUCCUGCAUGGUCUUGUCUUGGUCCGAGUUCCCCUAAAAGCCACCUUUCUGCACCCCCGUUUGCUGUGGCAUCUGUCUGGCCCCUGAACAGCCAGGAACACCUGUCAACCCUUUCCUUUGGGCUCUUGUAUUUUUGCCGAGGUUCCACUUUUUACUUUGCUGUGCAGUCCUUUGAAAUGUUUUGGGCGAGGAGCAAAAUGUAAACAGCAAGGUCUGAUGCUCUUGUCACUGCUACCUUUGACUAAUAAACUUAUACAUGCAACUCAC